Messenger RNA from Anisakis simplex (herring worm), 210 nucleotides. The record is from the annotation of a GenBank genome assembly. NCBI's taxonomy places the organism in Eukaryota, Metazoa, Nematoda, Chromadorea, Rhabditida, Anisakidae.
AUGGUAAUACGAACCAGUACAAAUGAAGUGGACAAGAAUUUUUUCACACCUCGAGAUUAUCAGAUUGAAUUACUGGACAAAGCGUGUCGCAGUAAUGUGAUUGUACCGUUGGGUACGGGCUCUGGGAAAACUUUUAUAGCGGUUUUAUUGAUCAAAGAGAACACAUCAAAGCUGAUUGCUGGAAAGCGGGCAUUCUUUCUUGUUGAUAAA